GACACCACUUCCUGGGUCAAAAAAGAGAACCUACUGUAAUGAAAAGACGUGACGAUAUGACGAUGUCCAUCCACUUUCACUUGCUGAAUGAAUAUUAGAGGAAUAUCUACAAAGAUAGGUCGUAUAUGAGAGAAAACGAAAGAGAGCUCGCCCGCCCCAUCUCGGUCGCCCAGGCGCGGGGAGCAGCUGCAGAGCCAUGCCCGUGUCCUUGCUGUGGGCGGUGGACGUGCGUGGCCGCGUCUACCGCCUGUCGACGGGGGGGCAGCAGUGGGAGCAGUGCCAUGACACCAAGCUGGAGUUCAAGCGCGUCACCGCAGCGACGCAGUGUUGCUGGGGCAUCGCGUGCGACCACAACAUCUACCUGAACGUCCACGCCUCGGACCUGUCCAUCCGCUACCAGGAGGAGACCUACGAGAACCAGCGAUGGAAUCCCGUGGACGGAUUCUCCGAGCGCCUGUUGCCCAGCGACCGCUGGCAGUGGAGUGAUGUGGCGGGCCUGGUGCACCAGCCGCUGGACAGCUUCGACCUGCCCUCCAGCGGCUGGGAGUGGGAGGCCGACUGGUACGCCGACGAGAACUUUGAGGCCGAGCCCACCGAGAAAGGGGGCUGGACCUACGCCAUGGAUUUCCCGGCCACCUACACCAAGGACAAGAAGUGGAACUCCUGCGUGCGGCGCAGGCGCUGGCUGCGCUACAGAAGGUACAAGGCCAGAGACAGCUGGGCUAAGAUCCCCUCGGCGCAGUCGGCCCUCCCGGACCCCGUCAGCGACAUCAGCUGUGGGGGCUGGGAGAUCAGCGAGGAGCCCAGGGGCCGGCUCUCACUGUGGGCCGUGUCCCUGCAGGGCAAGGUGUGGUACCGGGAGGGCAUCCAGCACCAUAACCCCGAGGGCUCGUCCUGGACGGAGGUGCCGGUGCCCGGGGAGGUGGUGCAGAUCAGCUGUGGGCCGGGGGAGCUGGUGUGGGCCGUGCUGUGGGAGGGUCAGCUGGUCGUCAGGGAGGGCAUCGGCCGCGACUGCCCCAGCGGUACUGCCUGGACCGUAGUGGAUUCUCCCAGCACUGUGGGAGCCACCGGCGUGGCAGUAGGGGUCAAUGUGGUGUGGGCUGUAACCAAGGACAACAAGGUGUGGUUCAGGCGAGGUGUGAACUCCCACAACCCGUGUGGCACCGGCUGGAUCGGCAUGGUGGGGGAGAUGAUCAUGGUCAACGUGGGCCUCAACGACCAGGUGUGGGCCCUGGGCAGCGCCGAGCGGGGCCUGUACCAGCGGCAGGGCGUCACCGCCAGCGAGCUGAGCGGGAAGGCGUGGCGAGCUCUGAGCGCGCCCAGAGACAGCGAGCGCUCGCACUCCAGCGCCAGCACAAGCAGCCUCCACAGCGCCGGCUGUUUCUUCACCGGCGAGGUGCGCGGCCAAUCGGCGGCCAGCGACGCCGACUCUGACAUCGAGCGGGAGCGGGCGGCCUCGGGGGGCUCCCCCGUCCCAGCAACCUCAGACGCUCACGUGGGGGACCCCGGCCACGCCCCUGACCCCGCCCUAGACAACGCCCCCCUGCCCCCAUUGGCCUACCUCAGCGACGACGCCCCCCCGCCGAACGCCCGCAGCGUCCCCAAGGUGACCAGCGACAGCUUCAUCUCUGAGCUCCUCUCCGACCGGCCCGGGGCCGGGGGCCCCUCAGCCGCCGGGCUCCCCGCCCAGGAGGAGGACGGCCAGCCGGGGCCACCGCCCCCCCCCACCACCACCACCUCCUCCUGCGCUCCGGCGCCGGGCCUCUCCUCCAGCCAGUCCAGGGGCCCGCUCUGGAGCAACGUGGACCUGGAGGAGACCCAGAGCCAGCCGGACCCUGUGGUGGAGGGGGCCCCCGGCUGGGCGGGGCCGGACCGCGCAGACACCUGCAGCCUGUCGUCCGUGGUGACCUACUCCCUGGCCCUGGAGGAGGAGCCCUACGGGGAGGACGGACCCCCCAUGUGGGCCUGGGUCAGCGGCGGGGGCUGCGCCGUGGACUCCCACUCUCAGCUCAACUGGUUCAGCGGCCCCGGGGCCACUGGCGCGUUGGUCCAGUCGGUCCAGAGCAUGAGCCUGUCCAUCAGCCCGGGCCAGACGGCGGCCUGGCACCAGCAGAUCCUGGAGCAGCUGGGCCAGAGGUCCAAGAGAGAGAUGGAGAACUUCAAACACUAUGAGCAGGCUGUGGAGCAGUCGGUGUGGGUGAAGAAGGGCACCAUGCAGUGGUGGAGGGACUGGAAGCCCCACAAGUGGGUGGAUGUGCGCUUCGCCCUGGAGCAGUUCUCCGGCCCGGACGGCAACAAGGACGGCAUCCUCUUCCUCUACUACAACUUCAAUGAGGAGAAGAAGUACCUGCAUGCCUUUGUCAAUGAGGUGACCAUCUUCGUGCCAGUGCUGAAUGACGCUAAACACACGUUCGCCAUCUACACAGCAGAAAGGACCAAGCAGAGGUGGCCCAUCCGGUUGGCCGCCUCCACAGAGCUAGAGAUGCACGACUGGCUGGCUUUGUUGAGCGUGUCUUGCUGUGACUCCAGGGGGAUCCAGGGUCCCCCCUCCAAACAGGCCAUCUGGUCGGUCACCUGCAGGGGGGACAUCUUCGUCAGCGAGCCCAGCCCCGCCCUGGAGGCAUUGCCCUACCCCACCCCCUGCGAGCAAAUGUUCUGGCGGCAGGUGGGGGGGCACCUUCGCCUGGUGGAGGGCAACAGCGUAGGGGUGGUGUGGGGCAUCGGCUACGACCACACCGCCUGGGUGCACACCGGCGGAUACGGAGGCGGCAUCUUCCAGGGCCUGGCCAGCAGCACGGACAACAUCCACACCCAAACGGACGUCAAGAGCGUCUACAUCUAUGAGAACCAGCGGUGGAACCCGGUUUCAGGCUACACCAACAGAGGUCUUCCAACGGACCGAUACAUGUGGAGCGAUGCUUCUGGUCUGCAUGAGUGCACCAAGACACAUACCACAACCCCCUCCCCGCACUGGACAUGGGUGUCUGAUUGGGCGGUGGACUACGGUGUCUCCGAAGGGACAGACCGAGAGGGAUGGCAGUAUGCUGCAGAUUUCCCUGCGUCCUACCACGGCUAUAAGACCUUGAAGGACUUUGUGCGUAGGAGGCGAUGGGCCAGGAAGUGUAAACUGACCACCACAGGGCCAUGGCAGGAAGUCCCGCCCAUUGCUUUGAGUGACGUUAGCAUCCUCCCUUGUGCUGCUCAGAGCAGCGUGGAGGUGGUACCGUUGUGGGCCAUCAGCAACAAGGGAGACGUGUUGUGUCGACUUGGGGUCACCACGCUGACACCUGCCGGGUCGUCAUGGCUACACGUGGGAACGGACCAGGCCUUCAAGUCAGUCUCCAUCGGAGGGGCCAGCCAGGUGUGGGCCAUCGCCAGGGACGGCUCCGUCUUCUUCAGGGGUUCUGUGUCCACCUGCAAUCCUGCAGGAGAGUGCUGGUACCACAUCCCUUCGCCGCCAAAACAGAAGUUGAAGCAGGUCUCAGUAGGAAGGACCUCCAUCUGCGCUGUGGAUGAAAACGGUAACCUGUGGUACCGUAAGGACGUGACUCCCAGCUACCCCCAGGGAUCCUCCUGGGAGCACAUCUCUGACAACGUCCGCAAGGUCUCCGUCGGCCCUCUGGAUCAGGUGUGGAUCAUCGCCGACAAGGUGCAGGGCAGCCACGGUCUGAGCUGUGGGACGGUGUGCCAUCGGCUGGGAGUCCAGCCCCUGGACCCCAAAGGACAGUCCUGGGACUACGGCAUAGGGGGUGGAUGGGACCACGUCUCCAUCAGAGGGAACUCCAUGGAUCCGCCGCGGAUCUGCCUACCCUCUCUAACAGACCAAUCAGUGCCCGCUCGUGGCGUUCCACAUCCCGCCCAAGACCCAGAGGGAGCCAAUGGCAGCGCUGGGGGAUGCUAGCCAAGCAAAGGACGCGAGAAACCGGACAGGAGCGCUGCCAAUACCCCCCUCUCCAUGGAUGUUGUUCAACAACGUAGGGUUAUGCUUUAAAACAUUCCACAGUGCAAAUAUUUGGCUGUAGUUUAUUAUUCUCAGCUGUUCCUUCCCCAACUCAAAACUGUUUAAGCUACUACUUCAAAUCUCACGGUUGAAGUAAGAUGGUUGAAAGAGAGAGGGAAUAACCUACAUGGUCAGCGAAGAUGCAAUGUACUUUAUACACUUGGGAUUUAACUCAAGAUUAUGUGCUGGAAAGUUUCCCCGUUAUUAAGUGGUUGUAACCCGCUUAUAAUCCCAGUUCUUAUUUUUGCUAUUUUUUUAUUUUAGUUGUAAAUCUUUCUUAGGACCUUUUGACCACUAUCAUAAGCCAAAAGUUGCAUUGUUGUCGAACUAACCCUGUCUUAAUGUAUAUUUAAUACGUUUAUUUAUGUGUUUGUGGUUAUUGAGAACGAGGCUGCCUAGGGAAUAGGGGAAAGUUUUAUGGAGCGGAAGCUUGAAUGUAGAUGUGAACAAUUUACUUUAAUAGGGACUUUGGCGUCUAAACUGCCCGUAAUAGCAGCUGCUAUUUUACACACACUGAAGAAGAUGCUUUAAGUCACAACAAUGUUGUUUAACCCCACUGAAUGGAUGAGAUAAUGCUACAUUUCUAGGGUCCCCCUGACCUCAUGUUCGACAAAGCUUGUAUGCUAUGUUUCCCCAGACCACCUUCCUGCUGCAGAUCACCUAUUGGUCACAUUUCAGUUCAAAUGUGUCAGGAAAUGUGCAGUCGUCCUCCAUCAAUAAGAUACAAUGGACCCUUCUGCCAUGGAGUGGGAGGGAUCACAGGGGGUGGAUAGUUGUUUUAUUUCUUAAGACGGGAGUGUUGAUCUCGUGGUACAUCCCUUUUCUCAGGAAAAAAAAUAGUGAUGUAAUGCAUGAAAGAAAAACGUAAUUCCACGCUUGCUUUAAGAAAAAAAUGAAAUAAAAGCAAGAGUGGAAUGACUGAGAAGGACGCAAGUCUUUUUCCCUUAUCUGUAUAAUAUUGGUGUUGAUUAUCAUGUCAUAACGUCCUGCUGAUACGUCCCGAUGGAAUUAUGUAUAUUUAUCAGGAGUAUGAAAAUGAGAGGAAUAUUCAAAAAUCACUUUUAGACAGACAUUACAACCACUUGUAUCACUAAAAGCGUUAGUUUAUGUAAAGAAGAUAGGCUAUCUGUGAAUAAAUUAGGACAAUAUGGCCAGACAUGAUUAGCGUGUCGUUGAUAAGGUAACUACAGUACAUUGACGGUUAACCGAUAGCUCAGCUGAAACGACCGACAUGCUACUCUUUGGCAAGUGCAUUCUCCAUUUCUCUGCUGUGCAUGGUGAAUAACUAGCUCUUUGUCAAUAAAUAAACGUGUUUAUUGAUAAAAAAAAAAACAUUCUCAAAAUCCUUUGGUUUUCAAGGUACUUCAUUGUAAUUCAUUAGUUUUGUUUUUUUUUGGGGGGGGGAAUAAAAUU
Messenger RNA from Gadus morhua (Atlantic cod), 5413 nucleotides. RefSeq names its product tectonin beta-propeller repeat containing 1a (gene tecpr1a). NCBI's taxonomy places the organism in Eukaryota, Metazoa, Chordata, Actinopteri, Gadiformes, Gadidae. The transcript is spliced from 24 exons. Bases 197 to 3901 code for a protein of 1234 amino acids. Gene Ontology annotation, cellular component: membrane. The record is from RefSeq and is a predicted model, not a curated record.